This is a messenger RNA of Dipodomys ordii (Ord's kangaroo rat), 2211 nucleotides long. RefSeq names its product KN motif and ankyrin repeat domains 2 (gene Kank2). The record is from RefSeq and is a predicted model, not a curated record. Gene Ontology annotation, molecular function: protein binding. Gene Ontology annotation, cellular component: cytoplasm. The transcript has 10 exons. NCBI's taxonomy places the organism in Eukaryota, Metazoa, Chordata, Mammalia, Rodentia, Heteromyidae. Gene Ontology annotation, biological process: negative regulation of intracellular estrogen receptor signaling pathway; negative regulation of G1/S transition of mitotic cell cycle; negative regulation of cell population proliferation. The annotation marks the transcript as partial.
CCCAACAGCCCCGGCCGCGUGGACACCCUCCGCGUGGUGCAGGGCCCACGCGAGGUGGAGGUGGCGGCCAGCACGGUGGCCGGGACCCCCGCCCAGAGAGCCCAGGACCUGGAGCCCUACGGAGCGGGCCUGAGGGCGCUCACCACGUCCGGCGUGGGCCCCCAGAACCCGGCGGUCUUCCGCAGCCAUGAGGUGGUGGAGGCCAUGUGCCCUGUCCCCGCCACGCCCGCCGGCCACGUGCACGUGAUCAAAAAGAUCAGCAUCACCGAGCGCGGCUGCAAUGGGACCGCAGGUCCCCCACAGGCUUCUUCCGAGUCUUCCCCGUCCCCCAUGGAGUCAGCCGUGCACCCCGACACCCCCAGCCGGGAGCCAGCCCCACGUGCAGCCCCCUCCCCCCAGCCACAGCAGGCCAGCGGGCCAGGUGGGGACCCCAUGGAGGUGCGGGCCAUCGUGAAGCGCAACGAGGCGGCUGCAGACCCCACAGCCGAGAGGGGGAAUCUCCAGUUUGUGGGGGUUAAUGGCGGGUAUGAGUCCUCAUCCGAAGACUCCAGCACGGCCGAGAACUUCUCAGACGACAGCACCGAGAACGAGGCCCCAGGACCGGAAGCCAGGGUUCCCGGCGAGGCCGGAGCCCCCCAGCAAGCAGCCGUCGGGACAGCGGGCCUCCGGGCCAGCCGCCCGCCCUGCCAGCUGUCUCGGGAGUCUCAGCACGUGCCCACGGCCGAGGGGGCGGCAGGGUCCAACUCGGAGGAGGACAUCCGGAUGGAGCUGAGCCCGGACCUCAUCUCGGCCUGCCUGGCCCUGGAGAAAUACCUGGACAACGCCAACGCGCUCACGGAGCGGGAGCUGAAGGUGGCCUACACCACCGUGCUGCAGGAGUGGCUGCGCCUGGCCUGCCGCAGCGACGCGCACCCCGAGCUCGUGCGCCGCCACCUCGUCACCUUCCGGGCCAUGUCCACGCGCCUGCUGGACUACGUGGUCAACAUCGCCGACAGCAACGGCAACACCGCCCUGCACUACUCCGUGUCCCACGCCAACUUCCCCGUGGUGCGGCAGCUGCUGGACAGCGGUGUGUGCCAGGUGGACAAGCAGAACCGCGCCGGCUACAGCCCCAUCAUGCUCACCGCGCUGGCCACGCUCAAGACGCAGGACGACAUCCAGACGGUGGACCAGCUCUUCCGCCUAGGGGACGUCAACGCCAAGGCCAGCCAGGCGGGGCAGACGGCGCUGAUGCUGGCGGUCAGCCACGGCCGCGUGGACGUGGUGAAGGCGCUGCUGGCCUGCGACGCGGACGUCAACGCCCAGGACGACGACGGCUCCACGGCCCUCAUGUGCGCCUGCGAGCACGGCUUCAAGGAGAUCACGGGGCUGCUGCUGGCCGUGCCCAGCUGCGACAUCGCGCUCACAGACCGCGACGGGAGCACCGCGCUCAUGGUGGCUCUGGACGCCGGGCAGAGCGAGAUCGCGUCCAUGCUGUACUCCCGCUUGAACAUCAAGUGCUCCUUUGCCCCAAUGUCAGACGAUGACAGUCCAGCUUCGUCCUCGGCUGAGGAGUGACCACCAGGGAAAGCCCUGCCCCACCCCCUCUCCUCCCCCCCACCCCCGCCUCCCACUCCCCAAGACCCAGAUCUGAAAGACCAACCGGCGUCUUCACCCCUGGUGGGGGAGCCCCAACAUCUACAGGACUCCAGACCGACGUGGGGUUCCCCCAGCGCUCCCCCCCCCAUUCAAAGGCACCGCAGUACAAACGGAAGCCGAAACCCCCUCCUGGCCGGCGCUGGGGGGUGGGGGGAGAUCAGCAACCGUGGUCGGAGGGGGUGGCGGGGAGAACGGGUGGGGGGAGCAGGAGGGGCUGGAGUCACAGGCUUGCUUCCACACCCCAAAUCUUAGCCUUCAGCAGCCCUGUCCCAAGUGGCUUUGCGGCCCCCCCUGCCCCCCCCGGUUGGUUAUCUUGAGGGACAUAGUUCUGGGGGACCCGGGCCCCCGAUGGAGCUGGGGGGGCUCAGGACGCAACAGCCAAGGCCGCCCCAUGACCCGCAGGUGCUAACCCUUCCCCCCACCACCACCACCACGGAGGCCUUGCUAGAUAGUUCUAGAAAACCCCCAGGACGCACAAGGAGAGGAUCCCGUUCUCAGAGCGGCCCUGCCUGCAGAGCCCCACGCGGGGUGGAGGGGACCCCGGGUUCCACGCGCCCCGUUAGUGCUUGACUU